Mandrillus leucophaeus (drill) is the source of this 4370-nucleotide messenger RNA. It is a transcript of the gene ZSCAN20, whose product is annotated as zinc finger and SCAN domain containing 20. The record is from RefSeq and is a predicted model, not a curated record. The transcript is spliced from 8 exons. Bases 208 to 3339 code for a protein of 1043 amino acids. NCBI's taxonomy places the organism in Eukaryota, Metazoa, Chordata, Mammalia, Primates, Cercopithecidae.
GUUCCAUUCCCGGGGUGGCGCCGCUCGGACUCCGCGUCCCAGCAUUCCCUGCACCAGCCCGGGAGCACUUCCGCCCUGUUGUGAAGUGGGUGUCUCGAGCUUUGGGGAGCAGUCCCUUUUCUAGGAGCCUCUUGAAGGACUCACCAUAGAUGCAGGAAGACAUUGGAUGAGGACAGCACAGCUGAAGUGAGGCGUCUAAGGUAGACAAUGGCUGUGGCCCUGGAAUCGCAAGCCCAGGCGUCUCUGCAGCCAGAGCCUGAAGAACUCCUGAUUGUGAAACUGGAAGAGGACUCAUGGGGAUCAGAAUCCAAACUCCGGGAGAAGGACCGCGACUCUGUCUCCAGCCCAGAGGCCUCCCGCCGGCGCUUCAGGCAAUUCCAAUACAGGGAUGCAGCUGGACCCCAUGAGGCCUUCAGCCAGCUCUGGGCUCUUUGCUGUCGUUGGCUGAGGCCGGAGAUCCGUCUCAAAGAGCAGAUCCUGGAGCUGCUGGUGCUGGAGCAGUUCCUGACUAUCUUGCCUAGGGAGGUCCAGACCUGGGUGCAGUCACGCCACCCUGAGAGUGGUGAGGAGGCUGUGGCCCUGGUGGAGGAUUGGCACCGAGAGACCAGGACUGCAGGACAGCCGGAACUGGAAUUGUAUACAGAAGAGACCAGGCCCUUAAAGACAGGGGAAGAAUCUCAGAGCUUCCAGCCGCAGCCAGUGGAUCCCUGGCCUGAGGGACAGUCCCAGAAGAAGGGGGUGAAGAAUACAUGCCCUGACCUUCCCAAUCAUCUAAAUGCCAAGAUGGCACCACAGCCUUUGAAAGAGAGUGCUGUCCUCACUCCCCGAGUCCCUACUCUCCCAAAGAUGGGGAGCGUUGGAGAUUGGGAGGUGACAGCUGAGUCCCAGGAAGCCCUGGGCCCUGGCAAACAUGCUGAGAAGGAGCUCUGUAAAGAACCCCCAGGAGACGACUGUGGGAACAGCGUGUACCUGGGAGUUCCAGUUUCAAAACCAAGUAUCACCUCUGAGAAAGAGCAAGGACCAGAGUUUUGGGGUCUAAGUCUUACAAAUUCUGGGAAAAGGAGCGCUGCAGCUUACAGCCCGGAUAAUGAGCCAGCUCAGGCAUUGACCUGGAGGGAUUCAAGAGCCUGGGAGGAACAAUACCAGUGGGAUGUGGAGGACAUGAAGGUGUCAGGUGUUCACUGGGGCUAUGAGGAGACCAAGACUUUCCUGGCAAUUUUGAGCGAGUCUCCUUUCUCUGAAAAGCUCCGGACUUGUCACCAGAAUCGCCAGGUAUAUCGGGCCAUAGCAGAGCGGCUAAGGGCAAGGGGCUUCCUGCGGACACUGGAGCAAUGUCGCUACAGGGUCAAAAACCUCCUACGGAAUUACCGGAAAGCCAAGAGCAGCCGCCCACCAGGUACCUGCCCCUUCUAUGAGGAGCUGGAGGCCCUGGUCAGGGCUCGGACAGCCAUCAGAGCCACAGAUGGCCCAGGAGAGGCCUUGGCACUCCCCAGGCUCGGGGAUAGUGAUGCAGAGAUGGAUGAGCAGGAGGAAGGGGGCUGGGAGCCUGAAGAAAUGGCAGAAGACUGUAACGGUGCUGGCCUGGUCACUGAUGAGUCUACCCAGGCGCCCAGGAUUGCAGGGGCCCCAGCCCUGUUCCAGAGCCGUAUUGCAGGUGUGCACUGGGGCUAUGAGGAGACCAAGGCCUUCCUGGCAAUUCUCAGUGAGUCCCCAUUCUCGGAAAAGCUUCGCACCUGUCACCAGAACAGCCAGGUGUACCGGGCCAUCGCAGAGCGGCUGUGUGCUCUGGGCUUCCUGCGGACACUGGAGCAGUGUCGCUACAGAUUCAAAAACCUCCUUCGAAGCUACCGGAAAGCCAAGAGCAGCCACCCACCAGGGACGUGUCCUUUCUAUGAGGAACUGGACUCACUGAUGAGGGCUCGGACUGCAGUCAGGUCCAUGGGGACCGUCCGGGAGGCUGCAGGUCUCCCUAGGUGUGGGCAGAGUAGUGCUGAGACUGAUGCCCAGGAGGCCUGGGGUGAGGUGGCCAAUGAAGAUGCUGUCAAACCUCCAACCUUGUGUCCUAAAGCCCCAGACAUGGGUUUUGAAAUGAGGCAUGAGGAUGAAGACCAGAUUUCAGAGCAGGACAUUUUUGAGGAUUUGCCUGGAGCCUUAUCAAAAUGUCCUACAGAAGCUGUUUGCCAGCCUCUUGACUGGGGAGAAGACAGUGAAAAUGAAAAUGAAGAUGAAGGGCAGUGGGGAAAUCCUUCACAGGAACGGUGGCAAGAAAGUUCUUCUGAAGAGGACUUAGAAAAACUUAUUGACCAUCAAGGCCUGUACCUUGCGGAGAAAUCCUACAAGUGUGACACAUGCAUGAAGAGCUUCAGUCGGAGCUCCCACUUCAUCGCCCACCAGCGAAUCCACACAGGUGAGAAGCCCUACAAAUGCCUUGAAUGUGGAAAAAACUUUAGUGACCGCUCUAACCUCAAUACCCAUCAGAGAAUCCACACUGGAGAGAAGCCCUAUAAAUGCCUUGAAUGUGGGAAAAGCUUUAGUGACCACUCUAAUCUCAUCACUCACCAGAGAAUCCACACGGGGGAAAAGCCCUAUAAAUGUGGAGAAUGUUGGAAAAGCUUCAACCAGAGCUCAAACCUUCUGAAACAUCAGAGAAUCCACUUGGGAGGAAAUCCUGACCAGUGUAGUGAGCCCGGGGGAGACUUUGCCCAAAGCCCAUCUUUUAGUGCUCACUGGAGGAAUUCUACAGAGGAGACGUCUCCUGAACAACCUCAAAGUAUCAGUAAGGACUUGAAUUCUCCUGGACCACACAGCACAAACUCAGGGGAGAAACUUUAUCAGUGUUCUGAAUGUGGAAGAAGCUUCUCUAAGAGCUCUGCCCUCAUUAGUCACCAAAGAAUCCAUACAGGAGAGAAACCAUAUGAAUGUGCCGAAUGUGGGAAAAGCUUCAGUAAGAGCUCCACCCUGGCCAACCACCAGCGCACCCACACUGGAGAGAAGCCGUAUAAAUGUGUGGACUGUGGGAAGUGCUUCAGUGAGCGCUCCAAGCUCAUUACACACCAGAGAGUACACACAGGAGAGAAGCCCUACAAAUGCCUUGAGUGUGGAAAAUUCUUCCGUGACCGUUCUAACCUCAUUACUCACCAGAGGAUUCAUACGGGAGAGAAGCCGUAUAAGUGCAGAGAGUGUGGGAAAUGCUUUAACCAGAGCUCCAGUCUUAUUAUUCACCAGAGAAUCCACACAGGGGAGAAACCCUACAAGUGCACAGAGUGUGGCAAAGACUUCAACAACAGUUCCCACUUCAGUGCUCACCGGAGAACCCAUGCAGGAGGGAAGGCAUCGUAGGGGACAGUUUUCCCAACAACAAAAGAGGACUCAGUGUGUAUAUCUUAUAUCAUAAGAUGUAUGCUAGAGAGAAACUUUCCAAUAUUUAAGCUUGGUGUGUACCCAGGGAAGUUAUCUAGGUAUAAACCAGGUAAUUUGGAAGUGAAUUACAAAUACUAAGGAUCCAGAUUUGAAGGCACUUUGCUUAAGUGUAAUUUGUUUUUCUUCUGUAAAGACCCACACGGAAUCCUCAGACUGUCCUUGUAUUUGCUGUCAUGUAAGAACUAUGUCAGUAUUUGAGCCAAACUGGCAACUUAGGAGAUUAGAGUUAAAUCAGUGGUCUUGAGCAGUGAUUCCAAGCUCUCACUGUGCCUUCACACUGUCCAUGUGUAAUCCAGCCCAUCAGCAGUGGUUCUCGUACUUUCUUAGUGGGGGCAUAUCCUUGGGAGAAUGUUGAGAUUCUGGUGAGAGAGGAGUUGGCCUAGAGCAGGCCACUGUGAGCUCAGCACAGAGUAGGAAGAACGGUGACAUCGUUACAGAAUCAUUAAUAGCAGCAAUGGCUGGUGUUUAUUGAGCUGUUGCUCUUUGGCAAGCUCUGUGCUAAGAACUUUGUAUACAUCAUCUCAUUUAAUCUUCACAACAGCCCCAGGAGAUAACUACUAACUUUCUCCCUAUUUCCUAGAGGCUUGGAAAAUUAAGUAACUUGCACUGGUCACACAUCUGUAAGUGGGAGAGGCAGGAUUCAACAGAUCUGUCUGUCUUGAGUCUGUCGUGCUCUUAUUGCUAUAAUGAGUUCCUAUUCAUGUUAGGUAGCUUAGGGGCCAGAAUCUCAAUGCACUUUGUAGACACACUUCCUGUUAUAAAAUUUCUACAUUUUGAAUUUUUUAAACAAAUAUGGAAAUUGAGAAUCCCUAAGGAUUAAAGGACUUGGGAUAUUCAGAAUUGGUGAAAUGAUUUGAGCAAGGAUGAGCUAUUAUCAAAAUACUUGAUGCGAGUUUCCAUCUUCUCAAUAAUAUGGGUGAGAGAUAUAGGUGGGUUGAGAUUGGGAAAAA